AUGAAUGUCAAGGGAUUGGAGGCCAAUUAUUUAGUCUUCUUCAAGUAUGAAAGGCUACCAAACAUUUGCUACCACUGUGGUUGCUUUGGGCAUGGGGAGAAAGAGUGUCAGUAUACUAAUUGGUUAAGAGCUUAUGGGGAUAAGGAUAAAAAGGGAUCUCAGUGCCAUAAACCAUCUACAGUAGAAUCGCAAGCCUAUGACCCUGAUAAUAAGGUGGUCGGAGAUGAUAGUGGUUCACCGGUAGAGACAGAGUCAACUUUCCAAGGGGUGGCGACCAUUAAGCCUCCAAUCAUGGAAGUGAUGGAAAGCGGUCCCUUGAAGUUAGGUGUUUUCAAAAUUCAGGACUUGGGAAAAAAAGUAGGGAUGGAAGGAGUGGAAGAUACAAUCAAAAUAAACCUCUCCAAUUGCGCCACAAAAGAUCCAUUAAUCGGAGAUUUUCAAAUGGUAGAGGGAAAAAGUUCAAAACAAAUUCUAAAUAGCUUUGGAACCAACUUAUUGGACUACCCAAAUGUUUUAAGCCCAUGUCCAGGUCUGGAUAUAUCUUCCCCAAGCCCACUAAUAGCUAAAGCCCAUAUUGAUAUGAGUUGUGACUAA
Molecule: messenger RNA, 594 nt
Organism: Ilex paraguariensis (yerba mate)
Lineage: Eukaryota; Viridiplantae; Streptophyta; Magnoliopsida; Aquifoliales; Aquifoliaceae
Source: the annotation of a GenBank genome assembly